Ectocarpus sp. CCAP 1310/34 is the source of this 2861-nucleotide messenger RNA. The record is from the annotation of a GenBank genome assembly. NCBI's taxonomy places the organism in Eukaryota, Phaeophyceae, Ectocarpales, Ectocarpaceae.
CAAGCACACAACAAACUUUGUCAUUCGCUUGGAACAACACCGCCGAGAUCAACAAGGGUGAUGGGUGAUGAAGUUAGACACCGUGGGAAGGAACCUCCCUUCUCCGUCCCGGGCAAGGCCGCCGAAGCAGCAGUUAACGCGAACGCGAACGCGAAGGAACAGCAACACAAACGCGCCGUGGAAAAAAGGUCCGGCGCCAGCAGCAACAAUCCACAGGCCGAGCACCGCAGCGCUUCGUCGAUGCCGGCAGCAACGGCCGGACAGAGAGGGAAGAAGGUCUCCGCCCUAAUCAACCGCGGCGUGGAGUGGGAGACGUGGUUGGUGGGGCUGCAGCAUAAGCUGUUGCUCGGGGUGGCACCGACAGAGGAUGUGGUAGGCCCUCCUUUGGGAAAGAAGCGGGUAAGAAACGACUCCGGUAAUGUUGCUUGCGGGUGCGGCGGGGGCGGCACGGCUGCUCCCGCGUCCGCAAGGUCGGGGCAGCAGCAGCAGCAGCAGCAGCAGCAGCAGGAGCAGCAGCAGCAGCGCAGUUCUGGGUGCAAGCGGUGCGGCAGAAAGCGGCACCUGUACAGAAUGGUGGCGGCCGCCGCAGACAUCAGCGAGAGGGCGUCUUUCCACCGGGGGUUCCUGUGCUGGAAUUACGCCUCAAGGCUUCUCGCGGCCGGCUUCUUCUUCCUUCUAGCGGUGUACCUGAACGCCCUGGCCACCAUGGUCGCCACCCACCGCAACCCGUACGCGAUGCUGCUCGACCGCUCGGGGGAGCCCUUGGGAGCGCACACGCUGCCCGACCUCGGGCAUGACUUGUGGGCUUUGCUCUUGAACAGGCUCGGGCAUCACACGGAUUACAUCGACGAGCACGCCCUCCCAGACCGCAUGGUGUCUUUCGCGGGGAUGGUGGGCGACCUCUUCAUCCUGUGCCACCCGCAGCGCUUGAAGAUCAUGCGGAGGGUCUUCAUCAUCUUCGGGACGGUGCUGAUGAUGCGGGCGGUGUCCGUGUCGGUGACGGUGCUCCCGGACGCGUCGCCUGUGUGUCGCGAGAGAUUUGAGGAGGACGCGGCUAUCGCGGAGCUCUUCCCUGGCGCGUUUUUCGAGGCGGCGCGAUUCGUAUGGUCGCCCACAAGCUUUGUCACCUGCGGCGACAUGGUCUUCUCGGGGCACACGACCUGCCUGCUCAUGGUGGCGAUGACCUUCCGGAGGUACUGCCGCGCCUCGGAGCUCCAGACGAAGGUGCUCCUCAGAGGCUUCCACCUUUCCGAAGGCGUCUUGUCGGCGGUGAGACGGGCGGUCUACGCGUACGUGACCCUGGGGGCCCUGGUGAUCAUCGGGUCCAAGCUGCACUACACGCUGGACGUUCUGCUGGCUGUUCUCGUAACCUUCUGUACCUUCUCCUUCUACCACGACUGGGCGCUGCACGACUUACUGCGGAAGAACGUUAGGGUGAUGGAGUGGCUCGAGUCGGACGAGGUACGGGAGCAAGACCUUCUCGCGUACACCAUGGCCAAGCGCCCGUGACUCCAGUGUAGCUAUGAUAGUUGCCGCUGUAGCGACGCUUGGUUUAGGUUCGCCCGCUUGACGCUGCCGGUAGGGGGAGAGAGGGAGAGCCCAGAUGCCCCAGCAGCAGCGUGUGCGUCGGCUGGCUGGGUGUUGAUGGAUGCUCUCCCCUUGCUCUUGUCGAAAAGCGUGGUAUUUUAGUGCACGACGAAAUGUUACCCACGAGUUUGUGUGCUGGAAAAAGGGAGAGUUGCUUUCCCGCAACAACUGGCUUUCUUUCCUUGCUGCUGUCGUUGCAUGUAAAUCUGUUUUUCAGCACGUAUGAUAGAAUGACCCGGCGCGCAGUGUUUGGGCGCGUGCUGCCCCCGCCUCCUCGGCUGUCUGUCCCCUAGGGCACAUGUGACGAAGAUAAACAGGGCGGUGAUGGUGUAAUGACCCGUCGCGGCGAGACUCUCCGCGGCGGUUGUAAAUAGGUUCAGCGGCGAUUAUUAUUCGACCUUUCGUUUUGCUUUUACGCGCGAGUGGGUCUGUAUUCCCCGGGUUUUCUGUUUUUUUUUUUUUGUUCCGUUGUAGUGCAGUUGCAACAGCCGGGGAAGCCAGCGUUGUCGAGGCGGGCCGAUUCACCAAACCGCCAAGCACGAUUGAUGUGCCAAUCGCGAUUGGUUUGUUUUUGUCCCUGCAGCUUUCUGUCCCUUGUGUUGUGCCGUGAUGGUGGGGUGCUCUUUGUGGGGAUGAAGGCAUCACGAAGAAUGUCUUGGAGACGUCGUUGGCUGGGCGGCACUGAAUCGGUUGGGACAACGGAAAAGGAGGAAAAACGUAGUUGUAGCGUUGUUAUGACAUGAAGGCUCUCUCACCGUUGAUGAUUUAUUUCCUUGCCGUGCGUUGUUUGUUUGCGUGUGGGGGGAUAUCUUUGUACGUACGUCCAUUCUAAUGUACCCUGGCCAUUGUCACCCCCUUGUUGGUAACAUACAUAAAAAAGUGUUUGGUGUUUACUGCGCUUCUCACCGCUUAUCCGGUACUUGUUCGGACUUGAUAAACAACCAUCAGGAUUGUUGAACGUUGUCAUCAUGCCGCCACUUGUGUGCGACUUCACUUGCCGAUUGAGCCGGAGCGUGGUCUGAGUCUGAAACGCAGUGUAUCCUCAAGUCUGUCACGAGAAUUGAGUCUUGAGGGUAACGAAUCGGCAGUUGGAUCUGUGCGUACAUAUGCGUAGUAUGUUUUUUCCUCUCCCUGCUCUCUCAUGUUGCUGUGUAUAAUGCUUUAUCAGGGCCGCAUUGUUGGGGGGGAUAUUGGGGCACAUGUGUUUGUGUUGCUAACUGCUGUCAGUUUCGUUCGACAGCCUAAAUCACCACAAAAAUCGUAAUAACUUGUCU